This is a messenger RNA of Strongylocentrotus purpuratus (purple sea urchin), 2602 nucleotides long. It is a transcript of the gene fbxo28, whose product is annotated as F-box only protein 28. Bases 96 to 1124 code for a protein of 342 amino acids. The record is from RefSeq and is a predicted model, not a curated record. NCBI's taxonomy places the organism in Eukaryota, Metazoa, Echinodermata, Echinoidea, Camarodonta, Strongylocentrotidae. The transcript has 4 exons. Gene Ontology annotation, molecular function: protein binding. Gene Ontology annotation, biological process: protein polyubiquitination.
CCUUAUUAUCAUCGAUGGUGACGUCAUCGAAAUAAAAAAAACGAACAAGUUAAAUUAAUUUUCUAUUCUUGUAACGUAGCGUAAAUAUCUUUCAGAUGGCGGACAAUACACCUUCAUCUUCGUCGUCAUCCUAUAAUGAUGAAUAUCAAGUGAAUCUUCAGACGGUACCCGAUGUUGUACUCAGUCACCUAUUAUCUUAUUUAUCCUACGAACAAAUCAGUAAAGUACGGUCGCUAUGUGCAAGAUUCAACUUCAUCGGUCAACAGGUGCUCAAUCAAGGCUUCUCCAAGCUUGACCGCUACCAUGGCCAGUGUGCCAAGGAGCUCAAAGCCCAGCUUCCCCGCAGGGAGUCUGAACGUAGGAUGCACCCCCUAGCAAGGCAUUGUGACAUCCUCUCUGCAGUGGAGACGAGGUUGUCCCUACUUGCCAUGACCUACACAAAGUACAUUGACCUACAGCUCUGCUGCUUCAUACCAGGAAAGGUCAUCGAUGAAGCUUUUAAUGUACUCCACCUGGUCAAAUUCACCAAGGUCCCUCCGCCUACCCAUGAGCUCCUGCAGGAGCUGAGGGAUCUCUCCUCUAUGGCCAUGGAGCACUUUGACGAGAAGAUUGUCCCUGACCUCAAGAAGAAGUCAGGUGUUGAAGUCCGUCCCUCCAACCUUGGCAACCAUACACUUUCAACCCUAUCAGGUCGAAGUCUGAAGGUCAGCUCCUCCCUCUCGGUUCCUUCAGGGAGCCGAGAGCAGUUCAGCAAGCUCCACUCCCAGUACAAAGCCACCCUUGCCUCCUUCAACACCCACCGACGGGAGCUCCAGUCCUGCAAGGCCGAGCUCCAGGAGAUGCGCAAGAUCUCUGACGAGCAGAACAAGAAGAUGACGCAGCAGCAGCAGCUGACCACCGAGCUGUCCAGUCGGCUGGCCUCGCAGAACCUGAGGGUGACGGAGCAAGAGAAACGCAUCUCGGAACAGGACAAGAGAUUGGCCGUCCUAGAGCAGAAAUUGGAGGCCUUCUCAAAGCCAACCGAGAGAAUUGUCUCAGGCGUGGCUACAAAGAGGAAAGCGGAAGACAGUUCUGGAGGAGGGGGUGGUGCUGGAGAACCAUGUUCCAAAAAGGAGAAGGUCUAGCUCAAGAAAAACCUCCUGAAGAAGGCUUCCUGCUUUGAAGGAAAAAAAGACAAUUUUCAGGGCAGUGCUAUUUAUGAUCGCAGAUUCACUGGUGAACGAAAAUAGGUAACUUGUUUGAUGUUGAAUUUCAUGCAAAAGAGUCGAAGUGUUCAAGGAGAUAAGUGAUCAAAUUACUUCUCUCCAUCAUUAUUUAUGUAUCCCCUUGCCUACGCACACACUCUCAACUGUAUUGACACAAUUUCCUAUGUUUAGUUGAAUAGAAGAAAGGGAGGCAUUUUAAAAAGGAAAGCAAUCACUGCAAUGAACAGACAGUAGUUUCUAUGGGUAAAAUAUCUGUGGAGCAAAUGCUUAUAUAUCUGUAUCUGCUAUUAGAGGUUGAAAUUGGUUAAAUCUUGGUUAGCUGGUACUACAUGUAUCAUCAUGUCAUGAACUCCAGCAAGACUAUUUUUAUACUCUUGGUCCAAGAUUACAAUCCACAUUUUGCUGUGGCAUGGGAAGUAUUUUCAAAUAUUUUCCAGUAUUCUUUCAUGAUUGCAGUUGAGGGUUUGGGAUAGCCCAAUGUUGUUUGAAUAGAAAGUGUGAAGAUGGCAAUAAUAGGGGGUUGGUAUGAAAUUGGCCAGGUGCUAACACUUGAUGUCAUCAUGUCCUGUGAGACAGAGAGUAGUGGGGCUCAGGGAAGAUCUAUCUUCAUGUCACGCUUCAACUGAAGCAAAGCCAUUGCUUAGAAUUUUAAACAAAAUGCCAUCAUUCAACUAAAAGCCAUCUGUCUACUGAAAUAUUCAAUUUGAAUUCCAUAUUGGAAUUGUCCUUUAAUGAAUUACAUUUCUGAAAAUGAAAAAUCAUGCAAAGUAUAUUUAAAAAACAAAACAAUCAUGGUUCCAUCGUAUAUCUUUGGUAUAUAAAUUGUGAAAUAGUAUGUCAUUUUUAACCACAGUGAAUAUUUAUAAUCCAGAUUUAAAACUUGUCAUCAAAUAGGUGAAGAUUGGAGGUCUAAGCUUUGCCUAGAUGUACAUGUAAAGUUAAAAUGCUCAGAUAAUUUGGCAGAGAAUAUUUAAGUAAAGGGAGAAGGUAAUACUUACACUAAAUCAAAAUCAUGUAAUAGUAUUCAUUAAAAUGAAAUAAGUACUUUGAAUUAUUUAUAUGUGGUUUCCAUUCAUCUUCUUUGUGAUGCAACAUAGGGCCUUUAGAGGCCUACAAUUUUCUCUUGCUAAGGUUACUACCUCUUUACAUAUUGAAAUGAAGAAGCACACAAAGUGGACCAUCUCUGUAUUUUUAGCUCUGUGGGGGUGUUUAUUGAUUGUAUUUUUAUAUGUUAUGACCCACCCUAGUAUAAACAAGAUCUGGUAUCAUUGAUGCGUGCUUUCAAGUGAAAUCUAAUGUUGGAUAUUUACCGCAUUUGCCGGCGUAAAGGCCGCAGUAUUUUUGGAAGAGAAAAUAUCAAAAAGUCGGGGUGCGGCCUAUGCGGCGAAAGAGUUAAA